Racocetra fulgida is the source of this 1080-nucleotide messenger RNA. The record is from the annotation of a GenBank genome assembly. NCBI's taxonomy places the organism in Eukaryota, Fungi, Glomeromycota, Glomeromycetes, Diversisporales, Gigasporaceae.
AUCUUAAUUCUGAAGAUCUUAAAAAAAUUCGUGAAAAAAGGUUUAUUCUUAUAAGGUUGAAGGAAGAAUGGGAGUUGGCGCGACAAAAUUUAAAUAAACGGAAAAUUUUGAAAAUUGCGACAUCGAGUGUCACUGCUGCUGGUGGUGUUUUAGCUCUCAUAAGAGCCAUUAUGGAGAAGGCUACAGCAAACAAAGAAUACCUUACAAAUAUUGUUCAUGUCAUUAAGGGCGAUGAAAAAGAGCGUUCACUUCAAUUGAUAGAUAUAAAGGAUGUUGACUUGAAAGAUAUAAAAACCGAAAGGCAUGAGAACUAUAUAAAAUUUUUAACUCGUAUUAAUUAUCUUAUCGGGUUAGAAAAAAGAUUUGUUGAUGUUUAUGAUAAUUAUUUUGGAGAAUAUAGAACCGGAAAUGAUGACGUGACAUUUUUUGGAGCAGAAAUUGAUGCGAGGCCUAUCCUGCUACUUGUUGGAAUACUUGAUAGAUAUGGUUUUAAAAAUACCUCUUCGAACACCACCUCUCCUGGGUAUAAAUAUAAUAGGAUUAAUAAAUAUCUUGAAAAAAAUUUAGGAUCCAAAGAAGAAGAAAUGGUUUAUUACAGAGCCAUUGCAAUACUUGAUGUAUUUUUAGAAAAUAUUUUCUCCACAAUAAGUCAAAAAAACGAAAAGGACCAUUUGUUUAAACUUUAUGAGACAAUUGGCAUCACUAAAGAAGAGAAACCUAAUUCUAAUGAUAUUCCUAAUUAUAUUCUUAAUAUUCUUAAAAAUAUUAAGAAUGACGACAUUAUUAGUUUUGCCAAGAAAUUUGCUGACGAAAUUUUAAAUGAAAACAAAAAAAUUGCUGACAAAAUUUCAAAUGGAAACAAGAAAAAUGCUGACAAAAUUUCAAAUGAAAACAAUAAUAUUGCUGAUAAAAUUUCAAAUGAAAGCAAGAAAAAUGCUGACAAAAUUCCAAAUGAAAGCAAGAAAAAUGCUGACAAAAUUCCAAAUGAAAGCAAGAAAAAUGCUGACAAAAUUUCAAAUAAAAACAAUAAUAUUGAUGACGAAAUUUCAAAGAAUAUUGCUGGCGAAAUUUCAAAUGAAA